AAGAAUAUAUACUAUAAUGCAUUAGCUAUGUGGGGGUGGAUUCAGGCAGAGUAAGGACAGCUAUGGGACCUAGUAUUAAGGAUUACAUCAUAUGAUUGUGUGUCCGUGUGUGUGCUGCAGAGAUCUGGAAGUAGCUGUAAAACGGGAUUUUGUGUUUAAGCUAUUGCCACUGCCAGAAGUGGUACAACACAGUUACACCAGGAUCAGCCUCAGGAAGAAAGCAAUAGAAACUACCAGGUUGGCUGGUAGACUUAUUCAUCCAGCUGUUUGUCGUGUGCAUCACUGGACAAAGAGGAAUAUGGAUCCCAGGUGGAGCUACUGGACUGGUCCAAACAGCACUGGCGAAGCAGGAAUCAUGGAACAGCGAGAGCUGCCUGUGCUUUUGGUUAAUGAGGUGGGCGGUGUACGUGGUGUGCUGGAAGCUCAUAUGGAAUUCUUGAAGAAACACUUUCACCUUAUCACCAUGAAGGAAUUUCUCAAAAACAAAAAACAUUGGCGCAAAAAGGUCCAAGCUAUUUAUUUGUGGUGGCACAAACCAAUCAUUGACCGGGAACUCCUCGAGAGCCUGCCUGACUUGAAGGUGAUUGCAAAUUCAGGUGUAGGAAUGGAUCACUUGGAUCUGAAACUAAUCUCUAGCUUUGGAGUGAAAAUGGCUAAUGCUCCACAUGCUGUUUCCAGCUCCACAGCAGACACCGGAAUGGCCUUGCUGCUGGCAUCUGCUAGAAGACUGGUGGAAGGCUGUCAGAUUGCAGUUUCCCCAGACACUGUGUGUUUUGCUGCUGACUGGCUGGGAGAUGAAGUCAAUGGGGCUACUCUUGGUAUCAUUGGAAUGGGCAGAAUUGGGUAUAAGGUUGCACUGAGGGCCAAAGCUUUUGAAAUGAAAAUUCUGUAUCACAACAGGAACCGGAGAACUGAGGAAGAAGAACAGGCUGUUGGUGCCAUUUAUUGUACAAAGAUAGAAGACUUGCUCCAGCAGUCAGAUUUCGUGAUGCUGGUCAUGAGCUUGACACCACAGACACAUAAACUAUUUGGGAAGAAGGAGUUAGAGCUGAUGAAACCCACUGCUACUCUCAUUAACAUCAGCAGAGGUCCAGUAGUAGACCAAGAUGCAUUGGUGGAAGCUCUUCAGACUGGUGUUAUCAAGGCUGCGGCUUUGGAUGUCACCUACCCUGAACCACUGCCCAGGAAUGAAGACUUGCUACUACAGAUGUCUAAAAUCUUUGACUUGAACCUCAACCUCAGGCUUGAUUUUGGUUUGCAUAUAAAUAAUAGCUCUUAUAUUGCAUUUUCAUCAGUAGAUCACAAAAUAUACUCCACAGUUGAGGUCAGAAUCAUUACUCCCAUUUUACCGACUGGGAAAUUGAGGCACAGCAAGGAGAAAUGACUUGCCUAAGAUCACCCAAAAAGCCAGUGGCAGAGCCAAGAACAGCAUGCAGAUCUCCUCGAUCCCAGUCUAGUGUUCUAUCCUCUUGUUUAAAUGUAGAUCCAACUGUAAAUGGCUUCCAUAUCUUAUUGUUCACUUUGUAAUUUAUAACUGCUAGACACAAGCUAAAUGGAUCUAUGAAAACACUGACUGCUGCUGAUUGUUGGUGUGUUUAUAGUUCUGACGAUGUUCUCUAGGGGAGAUUAACUAGGGUACUCACAUUAUAUUUUCCAAUGUGUUAAUUAGCUUACCUCCAAGUCUGGUGAAUAUGCCUGACCCUGUUGAAACCCCACUUAGUCUGUCAUUUUGCAGUGGUUUUUUAUAUGGAAAAACAAGUUUGUUCAAAUCCAAGCUUUUCUAAAUUUUAGAGCAGUCAAAAUAUGUACUCCAGGAGACUUCAAUUGCCAUUUUAAAUUGAUAUUACACAAGAUAAAAUUUCCCAAAUUAUGCCAAUCUCAGAGACUUUAAGAGAAAGUCAAUUAAUGGCUUUCAAAGGGGAAAUACAGCUGGCUUUGAUGGGUUUAGCACCAAAUUUUAUACAUCAGCUCUUAAAGAAAAUGUUUUAUAAAGGCUUGCAAGAAGAAAUAACUCCCAUUCACACUAGCUGAGGCCUAAAUAAUACUUACUCAUAAAACAGGAAAAGACACUUCACUACAUUUCUACUUAUCCAAUAGCCAUACUUAAUAAAGAUAUGAAAAUAUUGGCCAAUACCCUCAUGCUCGGCUACCAUGGCUGGCAUCGACUUACGGAGCGGUGCACUGUGGGUAGCUAUCCCACAGUUUCCACAGUCUCUGCCACCCAUUGGAAUUCUGGGUUAAGCUCCCAAUGCCUGAUGGGGCAAAAACAUUGUUGCGGGUGGUUUGGGGUACAUGUCGUCAGUUGCCCCUCCCUCUGUGAAAGCAACAGCAGACAAUCAUUUCGUGCCUUUUUUCCUGGGUUACCCAUGCAGAUGCCGUACUACGGCAAGCAUGGAGCCAGCUCAGCUCACCCUCACCGCUGCUGUUGUGGCCAAGUCUACUGUGGGGGGCUGCUGUGAUCCAAGUAACCAAUGCAAUCACUGACAUUCUGUUAUCAAGGGUAGUGACUCUGGGAAAUGUGCGGGCCUUUUUAGAUUUUAGGUGCAUCAUAUUCCUGUCCUUUGUCACUGGUGAAGAAGUCUUGCAGCCGUACAUUCCAGUCCAGUCGGCGCUGUAACAUCCCAUAGCACUUCUGUGGUUGACACAUGUAACAGCUCGAGGGCUCUUGCUCUUCUGUCUUGGCCAAGGUACCUUGCCCUACCCGAACGCCAAGCAUUCGACACAGAAGCACCUGCAGCAGCUGGCAUUGCUACACAGCAGCAGCUCCUUGCCUUCGCAGCAGGUGGUGCAGUAGGACUGCUAACCGUCUUUGUCAGACGUAGUUUGGCUGGGGUUCUAGGAACAUCUUCCCUGCCCGGCUCCUAGCAACCUCCAGGGCAUGAUGUACGGCUCCACUGCUUCCGCUGCAACUCUGCUCUCCUGCUUGGGGGAUCCGUUCAUGAAGCCUGGACAGUAGUAAGGAGCAGUUCAACUAUAGGCUGAGCAAGUGAAGAAUGGUGAUACAAUGUGCCUUUGGACAUUUAAAAGCUCGCUGACACUGUUGGUCAGACCUCAGCGCAACCAACAUUCCCAUUGUUAUUGCUGCUUACUGUGUGCUCCAUAAUAUCUAUGAGAAUAAGGGGGAGACGUUUAUGGCAGGGUGGGAGGUUGAGACCAAAUCGCCUGGCAUCUGAUUUUGAACAGUCAGACACCAGGGCGAUUAGAAGAGCACAGCAAGGUGCGCUGCGUAUCAGAGAGGCUUUGAAAACCAGUUUCAUGACUGGCCAGGCUUCAGUGUGACAGUUGUGUGCGUUUCUCCUUGAUGUAAACCCACCCCCUUUGUUGAUUUUAAUUUCCUGUAAGCCAACCACCCUCCCCCCUUCGAAAUAAAGUAACUAUUGUUUUGAAA
This is a messenger RNA of Malaclemys terrapin pileata, 3388 nucleotides long. Its product is annotated as glyoxylate/hydroxypyruvate reductase B-like. Gene Ontology annotation, cellular component: cytosol. Lineage: Eukaryota; Metazoa; Chordata; Testudines; Emydidae. The record is from RefSeq and is a predicted model, not a curated record. The coding region runs from base 92 to 1384 and encodes 430 amino acids. Gene Ontology annotation, molecular function: NAD binding; glyoxylate reductase (NADPH) activity; hydroxypyruvate reductase [NAD(P)H] activity. The transcript has 7 exons.